Hansenula ciferrii is the source of this 1815-nucleotide messenger RNA. Its product is annotated as amino acid permease. Gene Ontology annotation, cellular component: membrane. Gene Ontology annotation, biological process: amino acid transmembrane transport. The coding region runs from base 1 to 1815 and encodes 604 amino acids. The record is from RefSeq and is a predicted model, not a curated record. Gene Ontology annotation, molecular function: amino acid transmembrane transporter activity. Lineage: Eukaryota; Fungi; Ascomycota; Saccharomycetes; Phaffomycetales; Wickerhamomycetaceae. The transcript has a single exon.
AUGUCCAAUUCAGAUGUUGAAUCCAGAAAAGGAUCUGGUAUAACGGUAAAUACAUCAAAUAAUCCAGGUUUAGGUAAUGAAAUUUAUACAGAUUCAAAUAUUGAAACAAAUGAACAAAAUAAUGGUAAUGGUAAAUUAGGUAAAUGGCAAAAUUUUAAAGAUUCUUUUAAAGAAGCUAUACCAGAAAAUUCAGAAUCUUAUAUUGAUAAAACAGAAUUAAGAGAUUAUAAUGAAUUAACAGAUGUUGAAAGAGCUGCAUUAAAUUCUUCAAGAACUCAAAUGAAAAAAGAUUUAUCAACUCGUCAUUUAAUGAUGAUUGUCAUUGGUGGUGCUUUGGGGACUGGUUUAUUUGUUAAUUCUGGUGGUUCUUUAAAUACAGGUGGUCCUGCUGCAUUAGUUAUUGGUUGGGUUAUUAUUGCCACAAUGAUGUUUAGUACAAUGGUUGCUUUGGGGGAACUUUGUGUUACUUUCCCAGUUACUGGUGGGUUUACUACAUAUGCAACAAGAUUUAUUGAUCCAUCAUUUGGUUUUGCAAUGGGUUGGAAUUAUGCAUUACAAUGGUUAAUUUUAUUUCCUUUGGAAUUAGUUGCAGCUGCUAUAACUAUAAAAUAUUGGAAUCAUAAAAUUGAUUCAGAUGCAUGGGUUGCAAUUUUUUAUGUUUUUGUAUUUAUUUUAAAUAUGUUGGAUGUUAAAAUUUAUGCAGAAACUGAAGUUGUAAUGUCAUUAAUUAAAAUCAUUGCUGCAGCUGGAUUUUUCAUCUUAGGGCUUGUAUUAAUCGGUGGUGGUGGUCCAUCAGGUGGUUAUAUUGGUGGUAAAUAUUGGGAAAAUCCAGGUGCUUUUUCUCAUGGUUUUAAAGGUGUUUGUUCAGUUUUCGUUACUGCAGCUUUUUCAUUUGCAGGUACUGAAUUAAUUGCAGUUAUGGGAUCAGAAUGUUCAAAUCCAAGAGAAACUAUUCCAAAAGCUGCCAAACAAACAUUUUGGUUAUUAACAAUAAUUUAUGUUACAAUGUUAACAUUAAUUGGAUGUUUAGUUCCAUAUAAUGAUAGUAGAUUAUUAAAUUCAGAUCCUGAUGCCAAAGCAUCAAUUUCACCAUUUGUUAUUGCAAUUAAAAAUGGUGGUAUUAAAGGGUUACCAUCAUUAAUGAAUGCAAUUAUCUUGAUUGCAGUUUUAUCAGUGGCAAAUUCUUCAGUUUAUGCAUCAUCAAGAGUCUUUGCAUCAUUAGCAGAUAUUGGUCAUGCACCAAAAAUUUUAUCAUAUAUUGAUAGAAGAGGUAGACCAUUAGUUGCAACAUUAUUUACAUUAAUUUUUGGAUUAAUUUCAUUUAUUGCAUCAUCAUCAAAACAAAAUGAAGUUUUCACUUGGUUAUCAGCUUUAUCUGGGUUAUCAACAAUUUUUGCAUGGUUAUCUGUUUGUAUUGCACAUUUAAGAUUUAGAAGAGCUUUGUAUGUUCAAGGUAGAUCAACUGAUGAAUUAACUUAUGUUUCACAAACUGGUGUUUGGGGUUCAGUAUAUGGUAUUUUUAUGAAUAUGUUGGUAUUAAUGGGACAAUUUUGGGUUGCCCUUUUCCCAACUGAUAAAGCAGAUGCAGAAAGUUUUUUUUCAGUUUGGUUAUCAUUAGUAUUAUUUGUUGUUUUUUAUUUUGGUCAUAAACUUUGGAAAAAAAAUUGGACAUUGUUUAUUAGAGCUAAAGAUAUGGAUAUUGAUACUGGUAGAAAACAUAUUGAUAUGGAAUUAUUAAAACAAGAAAUUAUUUUUGAAAAACAAAGAUUAGCUAAUAGUCCAUUAUAUUAUAGAGCUUAUAAAUAUUGGUGUUAA